AUGGAUAGAAUAAUAAAAGGUAUAAUGAGAUACAGACAGUGUCACAGAGAAGGAAUGGUUAAACAAUUUAAACAAGUUAAAGAUCAUCCCGAACCAAAAGCAGUAUUUUUUACUUGCAUGGAUUCACGGAUGAUUCCAACUAGAUUCACUGAAACAAAUGUUGGAGAUAUGUUUGUUGUACGAAAUGCUGGUAAUGUUGUUCCACACUCGCAACAUUUUGUUGAUGAAUUAACAAUGUGUGAGCCGGCAGCUUUGGAGCUUGGAUGUGUUGUCAAUGAUAUACGUCAUAUUAUUGUUUGUGGUCACAGUGAUUGUAAAGCCAUUAAUUUAUUGUACUCUCUUCAGGAUGAGGAAUUUGCUUCAAAAGAUAAUAGAAGAAUAUCACCAUUGAGAGCAUGGUUGUGUGCUCACGCAAAUAGUAGCCUAGAAAAAUUUAAACAAUUGAAAACAACUGGAUUUCAUCAACCUAUGAUUUUUCAAGCUGAAACUCCAAUGAGAAAAUUUGUCGCUUAUAUUGAUCCAGAGGAUAAAUUUGCUGUUGAAGAUAAACUUUCACAGAUAAAUACACUUCAGCAAUUACAAAAUAUUGCGUCAUAUGGAUUUUUGAAAAAACGUUUGGAACGGCAUGAUCUUCAUAUCCAUGCACUUUGGUUUGAUAUUUAUACUGGAGAUAUAUACUAUUUUAGUCGGGGUGCCAGAACGGUGGUAGCAAGUGAACUAGAGCAUGCCACUCCCGAAAGAGAAAGCAAAACAACAAAACUACUUAUACUAAUAAUAUAUAAGCAUAGCUAA
Cotesia congregata is the source of this 792-nucleotide messenger RNA. NCBI's taxonomy places the organism in Eukaryota, Metazoa, Arthropoda, Insecta, Hymenoptera, Braconidae. The record is from the annotation of a GenBank genome assembly.